Messenger RNA from Sphaeroforma arctica JP610, 497 nucleotides. RefSeq lists its product as hypothetical. The annotation marks the transcript as partial. The transcript is spliced from 4 exons. Gene Ontology annotation, cellular component: exocyst. Lineage: Eukaryota; Ichthyosporea; Ichthyophonida. The record is from RefSeq and is a predicted model, not a curated record. Gene Ontology annotation, biological process: exocytosis; Golgi to plasma membrane transport.
UUCCUGCAGCUGUGGGGGUCUAGUGUUGAGCUGCACGAGACUAUCAGAUUGCUGGAUCUUAUGGAUGACGUGUGUAAGGUGUCUGACCAGGCCUAUAUCAUGUGCAGUGAGAAACAGUAUUUCCUCGCCGCCCUUUUACUGUCGCAAACACUGGGGUACAUCGACAACGACCUCCAGGACGUGGGUGCACUCUCCGAGAUUCGCCAGGCCAUUCAAACGCAGCAGACAGCACUGUACGAUGUACUCGUGGACCAACUGCACACACAACUGUACAUGAAAUGGCUCAACACAGACACCCACAACAAACCAACGGAAGGCACCGAUACGAAACCCAAGGACACAGCCAUGGAGAAUGGCACACAACGGGUGUUCUCGGCCAGUUCUAAGACCAUCAGCUCUCGUCUGAUUCAGAAGUUUGUGGCCAGUUCCAUCUACACUCCCCGCAUGAAGCGAUGUCUGCAGGAUGUCGUGGAGAUCAAUGCACAGAACAGCAAGAA